Molecule: messenger RNA, 1833 nt
Organism: Cylindrotheca closterium
Lineage: Eukaryota; Bacillariophyta; Bacillariophyceae; Bacillariales; Bacillariaceae
Source: the annotation of a GenBank genome assembly
AUGGUAUUACGGAAGAUUCUACUACUCCGAGUCCUACUCAUACUGAGCCUUGUCAGUCCAUUGAUUCAAGCAGCGGAAGAAGAAUCAGAACAACGAGAAGAUGAUGACUAUGUCCGAGUUUUGGUGGGAUUCCAUGACCGUGAUCAAGAAAAGGAAUACGUUCGUAGACAACGCAUGCGGCCCAGAACGGGUAAACCUCAGUCCAAGAUCAACUACGAAUUCAAACAGACUGAAGCCUUGGCCAUGCAAGUCACUCGUGCGGAAUUGGAGGAGAUGAGACGAGACUCCAAACAAUUCAGUUAUGUGGAAGAAGAUAUUUUGGUUCCUGUUGCAGCUGCUGCUGGGUCUUCCAAUUCCGCCAAUGCCACCAAUACUUGGGAUGAAAGAAUGCAGCGCCAGCUACUCGAAUUCAAAAGUUAUGGUAUUGAAUUGACGCAAGCCCAUCGGACGAUCAAUCCAGAUCCGAAUUGGGAUCAAGAGUGCGGAGUGUACCUCUGUGUAAUUGAUUCUGGAGUUUUCAUCGACAAUUUGGACAUUCCAUAUUCUAGAGGAGACGGUUAUGUGGAUGGUAAAACCUUUGGUAGUGCAGAGGGGCAAGAAUGGUUUAAUCCCAAAGGAACGGAUCACGGUACCCAAGUUGCGGGAGUCAUGAUUGCCCAAGGUGGCAACAAUAGAGGUAUUAGUGGAGUCAUUCCUAUGGGACCCAAGCGAAGCAAUGUGUGUUUGCGUGUUGCAAAGGUGGUUUCGGAUGGGGAAGGCGUUUCAUCCGUGUCUGCCUUGCUACAAGCUUCUGAAUGGUGUGCCGAAGAAGCUGGCGACAAACCGGUAGUAAUCAAUCUAUCAUUUGGUGUCGAAAUUGAAAUGUCGACGGAAAAGGCCAUUUACCAAAGACUCUACGACCAAGGCGCUUUGAUCGUGGCGGCUGCUGGGAAUCGCGGCGGUACUGACUACAUGUAUCCAGCGGCUCAUGAUUCGGUAAUUAGUGUGGCCAGUAUCAAUGCAAGGUCCGAGCAUUCCAGAUUUUCGCAACGAAACGACAAGGUGGAAAUUGCAGCUCCUGGAGAACAGAUUCAAACCCUAAAGGCAGAGUCCAAUGAAAUAAUGGUGUCUCAAGGAACUUCCUUGGCCAGUCCCUUUGUGGCCGGACUUGCGGCACGCAUUUGGACGGCAGUACCUCGUUGCAGUAACAAGGAGGUGCGACAAGCACUGCGGGAUACCGCACGUCGAUUGGGCGAUGGGGUGCCGAAUCGCAAUUUUGGAUACGGAUUGAUACGAGCACGGGAUGCCCACGAUAUGCUGGUUGCGUCCGGUUGCAACCCCGAACCACCUACGAAAGCUCCCACACAACCACCCACUCCAGCGCCCACCAUUGACUGGGGAGCGAAUACUUUCUUGAGAGAAGAUGAAAGAAUAAAUCAAGACAAUCGUAUCGUCAGAAAUCCUGACAAUAAGGACAUUUAUCUCCAACAACAGUCUGAUGGAAAUCUUGUUCUCUUCGAUCAAAACAACCAAAUUUAUUGGAGCAGUGGGAUUGUUCACAUUCCGUCGAACAAGAGAUACUGGUCAGUCUUGCAAGGCGACGGCAAUUUGGUGACCUAUUCGGAAAUCAACAACGACAGACCCAAGGUAGAAUGGGCUAGCAACAGCCAAUCUCCAAUUGACAAUUACAAUCUUGUACUCACACCAAACCGAGACGGAAUGAUGAUUGCCCGACGCAGUGAUGGUCAAAUCAUUUGGUCGUCAAGAUCAUCAGAUGUGCGAACGUCGCAGAUGCAAACUCCAGAACGUCAAUCGACGGUAUCUUGGAUAUCUUGGAUAUUCGGAGAAUGGUGA